AUGGCUGGCACAUGCUCCAUACUCUGCUUGAUUCUUAUUACCUUGUUCAUACCUCCUCUCGGUGUGUUUAUGAUCUCGGGUUGCAGUGUUGAUCUGCUUAUCAAUAUACUCUUGACGAUUCUCGGAUGGUCUCUGACCGAGUUCACAUUGUGCAGGUACUUACCCGGUCAUAUUCACGCAUUCUACCUGGAAUACGUAUACUACGCCAAUCGCAACGCAGGGACAGGCGAAGCACCACGUCGCGCGCCGGGAGUCUAUUCCGAGCGGAUUCAGCGCGGGAGAAAUCAUCACACGACGUAUGGCACGAUCCCUUGA
Molecule: messenger RNA, 315 nt
Organism: Aspergillus neoniger CBS 115656
Lineage: Eukaryota; Fungi; Ascomycota; Eurotiomycetes; Eurotiales; Aspergillaceae
Product: YqaE/Pmp3 family membrane protein
Exons: 3
Coding region: 1-315 (104 amino acids)
Cellular component (GO): membrane
Source: RefSeq, a predicted model, not a curated record